Messenger RNA from Brassica oleracea var. oleracea, 3230 nucleotides. RefSeq names its product myosin-11-like. Gene Ontology annotation, biological process: vesicle transport along actin filament; pollen tube growth; actin filament organization. NCBI's taxonomy places the organism in Eukaryota, Viridiplantae, Streptophyta, Magnoliopsida, Brassicales, Brassicaceae. Bases 973 to 1869 code for a protein of 298 amino acids. Gene Ontology annotation, cellular component: myosin complex; vesicle; actin cytoskeleton. Gene Ontology annotation, molecular function: actin filament binding; ATP binding; microfilament motor activity. The record is from RefSeq and is a predicted model, not a curated record. The transcript has 14 exons.
GCAUAGUCGUAAAUCCAGCAAACUUAGUCCCUUCUCUUUUUCCUCCUCGCCGGCAAAGUUUCCGUCGUUGCUUCUCUUCACUCCCACCACGAAGAAUCUAAGGGGCGGUGAAGCUUAUCUUCAAAAGCUACACAGAGGUAGCAGUCGUGAGCAGAAUCGCACCAACGAUGCAGUUCCGCCAUCGGAUCAAAAGCGGGUAAACGGUGCUCCGAUUCUUCAAGCAACCCCUUCUUCCGUCCCGGAGACCACUUCUUCGGUGACCUCUUAUGCUCCGAUCUCUGUUACGAAUCGUUCGGAUUACAUAUCCUCAGAGGAGGAGUACCAAGCGCAGUUAGCCCUAGCGAUCAGUGCGUCGAAUUCCAGUCCUGUGAGGUUCCGGAGAAGCAUCAGAUCCUAGCGGCGACGCUUCUGAGCUUGGGAAGCCGUUACCGGGUGGAGUCAAGGAGGGAUUAAUCGGAGGUGGUUGCAGAGAGCUUAUCGAGACAGUACUGGCCUAUCCGCAGACUCAGCUAAGCAGGGAGAUAUGCCAGUGCCAUCACUCGAAGAUCUUGAAAGCAACCAUGGAACACGUGGCUUUGAAGCUGUGGUUGUGAAUCGACCCAUUGAUCCUUCCCUGGAUGAGUUUCUUCAAAUUGCGCAAUGUAUUGCACUGGAUUGUCAUUCUCCAAGUCUUAACGUGCUGGUUACAGAGGCUGGCUGAACUUGUCACAGGGCAUAUGGGUAGGUCUGCGAAAGAUUACAGUAUAGUAUCGGCAAGGUGGACUGAGAAGAGUACUGAGUUCAGGGCAGCACUAAACACUUGUGUAUUCCGUCUUGGAUUUGUAAAUAUUGGUCUCUCCAGGCAUCGUGCUCUGCUUUUCUAGGUUUUGGCAGAUAGUGUCAGGUUGCUUUGUAGGUUGGUAAAAGAUCACUGCAAAGUUGUCAAAGAUAUACCCAAAGAAUGUGGAAGCUCCUGCAGGUGGUGUUGAUGACAUGAGAAAGUUGUCUUACCUGCACGAACCUGGUGUCCUUCAGAACUUAAAGAUCAGAUAUGAACUUAAUGAGAUCUAUACAUACACAGGAAACAUCCUUAUAGCGAUUAAUCCUUUUCAACGGUUGCCUCACAUCUACGAUGCCCAUAUGAUGCAACAAUACAAAGGAGCACCUUUUGGAGAACUAAAUCCUCAUGUUUUUGCUGUCGCUGAUGUUGCAUACAGGGCCAUGAUUAACGAAGGGAAGAGCAAUUCGAUUCUUGUAAGUGGUGAGAGCGGAGCUGGAAAAACUGAAACCACUAAGAUGCUUAUGAGAUACCUUGCGUAUUUAGGAGGUCGUGCAGUUACAGAGGGAAGGACUGUUGAACAACAAGUUCUUGAAUCAAAUCCUGUCCUUGAAGCCUUUGGUAAUGCAAAAACUGUGAGGAAUAACAACUCAAGUCGCUUUGGUAAAUUUGUUGAAAUCCAAUUUGAUAAGCAAGGAAGAAUAUCUGGAGCUGCCAUAAGGACCUAUCUUCUAGAGAGGUCUCGUGUGUGUCAAAUCUCUGAUCCGGAGCGCAAUUACCACUGCUUCUAUCUUCUUUGUGCAGCACCCCAGGAGGAAAUUGAAAAGUACAAGCUGGGCCAUCCAAAGACCUUUCAUUAUCUGAACCAGUCUAAGUGCUACGAGCUUGUCGGUAUAAGCGAUGCUCAUGAUUAUCUUGCCACAAGGAGAGCUAUGGACAUUGUCGGAAUUAGCGAAAAUGAACAGGAAGCAAUUUUCAGGGUGGUUGCUGCAAUUCUUCAUAUUGGAAAGUCGAGUUUACUAAGGGAAAGGAAGUGGAUUCAUCAGUUCCUAAGGAUGAUAAGGCGAAGUUUCAUCUCAAGACAGCAGCAGAACUUCUCAUGUGUGAUUUAAAAGCUCUUGAAGAUGCAUUAUGUAAACUUGUUAUGGUCAGACCCGAGGAGGUUAUCAAGAGAAGUCUCGAUCCAGAGAGUGCUGUUACCAGCAGGGACGGUCUCGCUAAGACAGUCUACUCUCGAUUGUUCGAUUGGUUGGUAAAUAAGAUUAAUAACUCGAUUGGACAAGAUGCGAAUUCAAAAUGUCUAAUUUGAGUUUUGGACAUUUACGGAUUUGAGAGCUUCAAAACUAACAGUUUUGAACAGUUCUGUAUCAAUUUCACUAAUGAGAAGUUGCAGCAACAUUUCAAUCAGCACGUUUUCAAGAUGGAACAGGAAGAGUACACAAAAGAGGCAAUAGAUUGGAGCUACAUUGAAUUUGUGGACAACAAAUUGAAGCUGACAUGGAAAAGCUGAAGCUGGUAUCCUUGAUUUUUGAGGGGUGCACUGGUUCAAGGAAGAGAUGGAUAAAGCACCAUUCUCUGAUUGGUUACAGUUUACAGACCGCUUGUUGGACAGAUUUGCAGGGUCUAGUGAUACUGAACCAGUUUCUGAGAUUGCUCCAAUGGCAGCAACUUUGUGUUCCCCUCCAGAAUUGUUACCGACACAACAAUCAACUCCAAGGGUUCUUAUCGGGGCAAUAUCAACUGAUGCAGCUGAACUAUCUGACAAUGGCUUCAUGAGAAAGAAAGUGUGCAGAAUGAAACCGAUUUCAACUAUUGAUCCUGAGAACGAUUCAACCGAGUUAUUAUCAGUUUCACAUGUCAAUGACGUGGAUGGGUUGUAUCUGAAUGUCAAGGAUGAAGUGGUUCUGCAGACAAAACAAGUUUCCGCAAGUGUUCUUGAGUCAUAAUUGUUGCUGCAGAUGGAUUCAUCCGCAUUGAUUCUGAAGCAUAAACUGGUUCCAUGGAUUGUUACAAAAAAACAGAACUGAUGUGUGUUACAGAGUCAAUUGCAACAGAGACAAUACAUGCUGCUACUGAACAAUGUGACUUAAGAGGAAAUGAGUUCCCUGGUGGUGUGAACAAGUUCUACAUGAAGCACAAAUGGACAACCAGGACUAUAGAGCGAGACGAGAAUGAGAAAAUAAGAACUACAUCAACGAAGAAGUGGUCAACAUCUUGGAGAUUCAGGCGCAAAAGCAGAGCUGGGCCACGAAAUAAACUCAUCAUCGUAGUUGCAGAUAAUGUGGAGAUUGCUUGUGUCUAUCAACUAGGUGGUCAUAGGUUUCGACGAUUGGAGUAUAGCACAACGGGGUAAGAGACGGUUGGUUCAGUUGAAAGUGAAACAAAGUUUUACAGAGUUAAGAGACGACAACUUUAUUGUGAACCAAAGAGGAAGCAUUGCAAAUCUUGGUGUUUCACGUACAAACCUGAGAAA